This is a messenger RNA of Megalops cyprinoides (Indo-Pacific tarpon), 875 nucleotides long. It is a transcript of the gene gjb8, whose product is annotated as gap junction protein beta 8. Bases 81 to 875 code for a protein of 264 amino acids. The transcript is spliced from 2 exons. Gene Ontology annotation, biological process: cell communication. The record is from RefSeq and is a predicted model, not a curated record. Gene Ontology annotation, cellular component: connexin complex. Lineage: Eukaryota; Metazoa; Chordata; Actinopteri; Elopiformes; Megalopidae.
GAGACGAAAACUGAACUGAAUUUAAUGGAGGCAUUUUGAAAGCUUUGCGAAAGAAGGUGCUGUGAGCUGAAGCAGUCAGGAUGAGUUGGGGCACGCUGUACGCUCAGCUGGGCGGGGUGAACAAGCACUCCACCAGCCUGGGCAAGAUCUGGCUCUCGGUCCUCUUCAUCUUCCGCAUCAUGAUCCUGGUGCUGGCGGCGGAGAGCGUGUGGGGCGACGAGCAGUCCGACUUCACCUGCAACACGCAGCAGCCUGGCUGCAAGAACGUCUGCUACGACCGCUUCUUCCCCGUCUCGCACAUCCGCCUGUGGUGCCUGCAGCUGAUCUUCGUCUCCACGCCGGCGCUGCUGGUGGCCAUGCACGUGGCCUACCGCAAGCGUGAGGCCAAGCGGAGCAUCAUCCGCGCCCACGGCGACAAGGUGCAGGACGACCUGGAGAGCCUACGCAACCGCCGCAUGUCCAUCACGGGCCCGCUGUGGUGGACCUACACCUCCAGCCUCUUCUUCCGGCUGCUCUUCGAGGGCGGCUUCAUGUACGCCUUCUACUUCGUCUACGACGGCUUCCGCAUGCCCCGGCUGGUCAAGUGCGAGGAGUGGCCCUGCCCCAACGUCGUGGACUGCUUCAUCUCCCGGCCCACCGAGAAGACCGUCUUCACCAUCUUCAUGGUGGCCUCCUCGUGCAUCUGCAUGGUGCUCAAUGUGGCCGAGCUCUCCUACCUGGUCGUCAAGGCGCUGAUGCGGUGCUCGAGGGGCUCCAAGAACAACCACGCCUACGCCCACCCGGACAAUGUGAGCAAGGACAAGGCUUUCCUGCAGAACAAAAAGAACGAGAUGCUGCUGUCGUCCUCUGACUCCUCUGGCAGCAAGGCUGUGUGA